CCCUGUUGUUUCCGACAUUUGACGCGCUUGAUCACGCACAUGUGACCGUAAUGCGACGACAUUUCCAAUACACGCUUCUUUCACCUUUACCACCAUCUCUCAAUCUCUCAUGGCGUCGCCCGUUGUUCCUACCGAUGAGCAAGUUCUCUCCGAGAUCAAGACCUUCACUUCUCCUCUUGGACGCCUGAAAAUGCUGAACGCCAUGCGUAGCAAAAACAACUGGUCUAUCAGAGGCGCGCCUCAAACGACUCUUGGCUGAGGCGAACGACAGUGCCACUCCCGCUCAUCAAGAUUCUUUCGAGCCUGAUGAUGUAGUUUCUCUGUUAACUGCCUAUUGCAAUGCAGUGUCUGCUCCUCUUACUCUGGACCUGCCGACGGGUCCUAAUGCCACUUAUGAACCCGAAGAACGGAGCGACCUUCCACCCCCAACUCUUCCAGCUAAUCCCUUGGCUGCUUAGCUCCGAUUCCACAAAGAGAGUACCCGUUUCUUCAUUCUUUAUGGCCGUGGAGAGUAUGACUAUGCCGUCACUCCGAAUUCUACCAUCGGGAUCAUCCUUUCGGUACGCGGUUGUUUAUGUUCUCAAUAACAAAUCUCCAUGCCUGAAAGGGAUUUAUCAGAUCUUCCGAGGUCGCCUUUUGGACUUUCUCAAAGGAAAACGAAUGCCUUUGUCCAUGGAUCAGCAAAGAGCUCUAAACGAAAAUGGGGACGUGCAGACUAUUUUCGAAUAUUACGAAGCUGCUGGGAAAAAAGCCGGAAUACCUGCUAGCGAUGUUGGAAGACAAUUUGAAGCCGAGUAUGGUUUCAACCCACUUCGCUGGCGUACGAAGGAACAAAAUGAUCCAGCUUGGAGAAAAGCAUAAGAUGAAAAAAAGGAGGCGAUACACAAGAAAAAUAUGAUACCGGUGAUAAAGGCUAUGAGCCAGAGUCUGCCUCGAGGGAUGAUUCCUGUGGGUAAGGGUGGUAAUCCGGUCUACGAUCCGAAAGUCAACGGCCGCUUCGCUUUGAUCAUCACGCAAGUUAGCAAGGCCACGGGGGUGGAGUGUGGGGAUUUGCCACUGAAUUGAGGGAGGAAGUACGUUACCACUACCAUUUUUUAUUUGAGCAGGAUUUCUGAGGCAUGAACUGGCCCCUGUACUAAUCUGUUUUGUAGCAGUUAUUUUUUCCCUGUCUUUCAAAUUUUUAUCUCGUAGUUGAAAAACGUAACUUCAUACUUCCACUGACCAAAUCAUAGAGGCCAACUGCCUUGCUUUCCUUUCUUU
Molecule: messenger RNA, 1260 nt
Organism: Desarmillaria tabescens
Lineage: Eukaryota; Fungi; Basidiomycota; Agaricomycetes; Agaricales; Physalacriaceae
Exons: 2
Coding region: 340-861 (173 amino acids)
Source: RefSeq, a predicted model, not a curated record